AUGAUUCUAACGCAGUUCAUUCCGGAUGCAUCAGGCGAUAAACGAUCCCGUUCAGCGGUUUUUCGGGAGUCCACUCCAAGUCGCUUUUCACAGAGGAUCAUCGAGAAGAUUGAAACGGCUCGACCAUCAACAGUGGUUCACGAGCGCUCGAAGAGCCCAGAUUCUACUAUUCAGAAAAGCAAAUGGUUCCGCGCAUCCAUAUCCAAGUUGAGCGAUUUUGUCCGCGAUAGGAUGCUCACAUCUCCUUUUGUGGCUGCGAUUAACAUUGCAAUCAGUACACCUUUGGUGUAUUGGCUAAAUUUACUUGUAUUUGCUCCGGCGGAUGCUGCACAAUCAAACAAAACAGAGCACUACACGUUAUGGAGCCCUGCACGUCCAUUUGAGGCAGUAUUAUGGCCAACUAAUCGUCAGGCUUACUUGGACUUGGGAUGCUUUAGUUUCAUCGCUACUUUCUGGAUGUUGCAGCUUUUGCUCGCUCUUUUCGUUCCUAUCGGCUUUCGUGUGGACUCCAAUCCGGAAUCUCGAAGAAUGGACUAUCGGUGCAACGGUUUGUUCGCCUUCAUUUUCUGCCUUUGUAUNUUUGAUCACAGCUUCUGUCUGCUUGGCUAUCCCAUGCAGUUUCAUAGCUCACAUAGCUUCGAAACGGUCUUCGAGAAUUCUGGUUAA
Molecule: messenger RNA, 666 nt
Organism: Echinostoma caproni
Lineage: Eukaryota; Metazoa; Platyhelminthes; Trematoda; Plagiorchiida; Echinostomatidae
Source: the annotation of a GenBank genome assembly